Molecule: messenger RNA, 2214 nt
Organism: Agrilus planipennis (emerald ash borer)
Lineage: Eukaryota; Metazoa; Arthropoda; Insecta; Coleoptera; Buprestidae
Product: solute carrier family 26 member 6-like
Exons: 14
Coding region: 73-2139 (688 amino acids)
Biological process (GO): transmembrane transport
Cellular component (GO): membrane
Molecular function (GO): sulfate transmembrane transporter activity; chloride transmembrane transporter activity; bicarbonate transmembrane transporter activity
Source: RefSeq, a predicted model, not a curated record
CCAAGGGCAUUUUGCAUUUUUUCAUGGUGUAGUGAAGUGGCACAUAAGGGUGGUGUGACUUUUGGGUACAAAAUGGAAGAUGCAAGUCCUUUGGUAGUUAAAAUUGAGAGGCCUUUGUAUGAACAGGAGCAAUUACAUGCAGAAUAUGGAUACGAAAAACCACCAAAAAGUUCUAUUACCGAAAAUAUUCAAAAUUGCAAAAGCUGCAAUCCAAUAAAAGUACUCUUAAAUAUAGUUCCUGCAAUUAGAUGGCUUUCAAAAUACCAUUUGAAAACUGAUUUAACUGGCGAUCUUGUGGCUGGAUUUACCGUAGCAAUAAUGAACAUACCCCAAGGAAUGGCGUAUGCCCUUCUGGGGAAUGUUCCACCAAUUUGUGGUCUAUACAUGGGGUUUUUCCCGGUACUUAUUUAUUUUUUAAUGGGAACUUCUAGACAUAACUCUACGGGAUCAUUUGCGGUGGUUUGUUUAAUGGCAGGAAAAGUUGUAUUAAAAAACUCCGAUCCUUUUUAUUUUACUGAGAGUCCUAGCGGUAACUUAACCGAGGCGGUAAUACCAACGGGGUAUUCCCCUGUUCAAGUAGCCGCCAGUGUGUCGUUUCUUGUUGGAUUUAUUCAGAUAAUUAUGUAUGCAUUUAGACUAGGAAUUUUAAGCGUUUUAUUGUCGGACACAUUAGUAAGUGGAUUUACUACAGCAGCGGCAAUACAGGUCUUUACGUCGCAGUUAAAGGACAUUCUAGGGGUGGAAAUACCCAAAAUUACGGGAUAUUUCGAGAUCAUAUACACUUUUAUUUAUAUUUUUCAAGCGAUUACAUCUGUUAAUUUUGUUGUAUUACUGAUAAGUGUAGUUACAAUCGUUGUCCUUAUGUGUAACAACGAAAUCCUUAAGCCAAAGAUUUCCAAAUACUGUUCAUUCCCGGUUCCUGUAGAACUAAUUGCUGUAGUUGUCGGUACAUUGCUAUCUAAAUAUCUUAGUUUUUCGUCGAAAUAUCACGUUCAAAUUAUUGGAGAAAUUCCUACGGGGAUACCGGCACCGUCUUUACCCAAAUUUUCAGUACUUUCCGAUGUAUUUAUGGAUUCCCUGAUGAUAGCAAUUGUAUCGUAUGCUUUAACGUUAUCAAUGGGUCUAAUCUUUGCUCAGAAACUUAAUUAUGAAAUCGACGCUAACCAGGAACUACUAGCCCUGGGAACGGGAAACAUUUUCGGCUCGUUUUUCAGUUGUUUACCUUACAGUGCUUCGAUAUCUAGAUCUGUGAUACAAGAAACCAUUGGGGGAAAAACACAAUUGGCUUCUCUAGUUUCUUGUAUGAUAAUGUUUUUCGUUUUAAUGUGGCUAGGACCGGCUUUUGAAUACUUGCCAAAGGCAGUCCUUGCAGCCUUAACCAUAGUUGCAGUGAAGGGAAUGCUAAUGAAUGUAAAAGAUUUUUUCAAAUUUCUGAAACUGAGCAAGGCCGAUGCUGCCGUAUGGCUUUGUACAUUUUUAUCGGUCAUUAUUAUAGGUGUAGACGUGGGGUUGCUAACAGGAAUCUGUUUGUCAUUAGUGUGUGUGCUUAUAGCAGGGUUGAAACCAUUUGCUUGCCUACUCGGGUAUCUACCACACACAGAUCUUUAUUUGGACAUUACAAGAUAUAAAGGGGUGGCAGAAGUACCUGGAAUCAAAAUAUUCCAUUAUCGAGGUGGUAUAAAUUUUGCAUCGAAAAACACGUUUAGAAGCGAACUUUUCAGAAUCGUCGGUGUUGACCCACAGAAAGAAUUGAUAAUAAGAAAAAAACUAGAGAAACACCAAAAUUUGGACUUGUCCGAAUUGAAAACAAUGAAGAAUUGCGAAAAAAUUGAAAAGAUGCAGAACAAAAUAACAAAAGGAAUACAUUGUUUAGUUUUAGAUUUUUCAGCUUUGAGUUACAUAGACGCCGCGGGGAUUUCCACGAUAAAACAAAUCAUCCAGCAGUUUUCAAAGAUUGAUAUACCGGUCCUGUUAGCGGCUUGUUCCGGUCCUGUGUACGAAAAAAUGAAGAAAUGUGAACUAAUUGAACACAAAAAUUCAAUUAAAAUGUUCCCUACAGUACACGAUGCUGUACAAUACGCCACUAAAAUACUUAAUGUAGGAAACGAUUCAAAAGGCGUUUCUACAAUAUCAAUAUAGUUAAUAAAUAUUUUAGGUUCGUAUAUUUUAACAUUGUAAAAUUAAUUUGGCACAAUAAACAAGAAUGAAACACAA